Molecule: messenger RNA, 4417 nt
Organism: Varroa destructor (honeybee mite)
Lineage: Eukaryota; Metazoa; Arthropoda; Arachnida; Mesostigmata; Varroidae
Gene: Past1
Product: putative achaete scute target 1
Biological process (GO): endocytosis; endosomal transport
Cellular component (GO): plasma membrane; cytoplasm
Molecular function (GO): calcium ion binding; GTP binding; protein binding
Source: RefSeq, a predicted model, not a curated record
UGCCGUUGUUGAGAGAGGAAACUUUGUGCCCGCUCGACGUUAUUUCUUUUUGAAUCCACCUCGUUCGUAUAAAGUCCUUUUCGCUCUCAACCGCUCUUUGAACACAGUGAGUGCCUAGUGUCACUGCUCAUCGCCAACAAAAUCACUCGAAUCCCCCAAUUUCCUAGUAAUCUCUGUCAGCAAAUUGAGUGCGUUCUUCCUGUCACUCCGGACUACUGUGAACUAGAAGUUGCAUAGAUUUUCGCUGUGUUCGUUAAUCUUUGUCGUCGUCAUCAUCAUCAUCACCGUCACCAUACAUAGGCGAUAUCUUGGCAGUGGCAACUAGUGCAUACCUCAGGAGCCAAGCGCCGAGCGGAGCACCGCUUUGGAAGACGGAAAAAACCACACCAUUUCCACGUAUAAAUCGGCGGAAGGAUGUUCUCCUGGAUUUUAAAAGACGAAAGUCGCAACAAGAACGCCGACACGUACAUUUCCGUUGUUGAGGGUCUUAAAAAAAUUUACAAGGAAACGAUUCUUCCAUUAGAGACGUUCUACAACUUCCACGACUUCCAUUCGCCUAAGCUCGAUGAUCCAGAUUUUGAUGCCAAACCGAUGGUCUUGCUGGUGGGCCAGUACUCCACCGGAAAAACAACCUUUAUUAGAUACCUACUGGAGCGCGACUUUCCCGGUAUUCGUAUCGGACCUGAACCUACAACCGAUAGGUUCAUAGCGGUGAUGUACGGGGAAACCGAUGGAGUGAUUCCCGGUAACGCUCUCGUCGUUGACCCCAAAAAACAGUUUAAGCCAUUGGCAAAGUUUGGCAAUGCUUUCCUCAAUCGGCUGCAAUGUUCAACACUGAAUUCGCCCGUCCUUCAAAGCUUGACCAUUGUGGAUACGCCAGGUAUUCUAUCUGGCGAGAAGCAGCGUACAGAUCGUGGCUACGAAUUUACUGGUGUGUUAGAGUGGUUUGCCGAGCGCGUCGAUCGCAUUAUCUUACUAUUUGACGCGCACAAGCUUGAUAUUUCGGAUGAAUUUCGAAGAUCGAUUGAGGCGCUUCGAGGACACGACGACAAGAUCCGGAUCGUACUCAACAAAGCCGAUAUGGUCAAUGCACAGCAGCUGAUGCGUGUAUACGGCGCCCUUAUGUGGUCGCUCGGCAAAGUGCUGGGAACGCCAGAGGUCGCUCGUGUCUAUAUUGGCUCAUUCUGGUCUGAGCCGCUUGGGUUUGACACCAAUCGAAAGCUGUUCGAAGCCGAGGAACAGGAUCUAUUUGCCGAUAUUCAGAGCUUACCAAGGAAUGCUGCACUCCGAAAACUCAACGAUCUUAUCAAGAGAGCAAGGCUUGCAAAGGUCCACGCCUAUAUAAUCAGCGCAUUGAAAAACGAGAUGCCUUCGAUGUUUGGCAAGGACACUAAGAAGAAGGAACUUAUCAAGAACCUCGGUAAUCUAUAUGUGCAGAUUCAGAAGGAGCACCAGAUCUCAGCGGGUGACUUCCCUGAUAUUAAGGACAUGCAGGAAAAGCUGCUCAACUAUGACUUCACGAAGUUCCACCCGCUACAAAAACGCCUGUUGGACAACGUUGAUAAGAUGCUGGGUGUCGAUAUUGCCAAGGUGAUGGCGAUGAUUCCCCAAGAGCAAACUGAUCACAAACACGAAGCGGUAGUCCGCGGCGGUCACUUCGAGAGCAAAGGUACACCAUUCGCAUAUGGCCGUGGCGAAGGCAUCGAUGCUGGAUCUCUCCAAAGUGAAUGGGUCGUUGAAAAGGAACGCCACCGUUACGACGAGGUCUUCCAGAGUUUGGAGCCCGUCGACGGCAAAGUAUCUGGUCAGGCUGCUAAGCAGGAGAUGAUCAAGAGUAAACUGCCGAAUGCCGUUCUUGGAAAGAUAUGGUACUUGAGUGAUCUGGAUAGAGACGGUCACCUUGACGCUGACGAAUGGGCGCUCGCGAUGCAUUUAAUCAACAUCAAACUCAGCGGUCACGAUCUUCCGGCCGAGCUUCCCGAACAUCUCGUGCCACCAUCGAAGCGGGGUUUCUCCACUUCGUUGAACUGCUAGCCAUGAACAGCAGAGGGGAUUUUUACCUUUUGGACGAUGGCCUAUUGACGAAAGAGUGUACGCUGUUAGAUUUUAUGGAAGGCCAGAAAUCGGCCGACUUGCUUAGUAAUCGUAGUUACUGCCACAGCUUCGUCUAGCUAAUGGGAAAAUGUGCUCGAACAAAGAUACGUCAUUAAUGGCGAAUGUCAAUAGCCGACUGCGUCAUAAAUGCGCUGACACAAUUGGUAAAGUGGCAGGAUGAAGCAAGAUUUUAGGACAAGCCUGUAUUGAAAGCAGUUCCUCGUGGACGUUGAAGGGGAUCGCUUGCAUGGGAAGACCAAAUUAAGACAAGUUGAUGUUGCAGCUGUUUUCCAGUACCAAUGAUAAGCAACUAUGCGAUUGAUCGAGGGCUCCAUGAAGAUGCAGGGGCAUUAUUGUUAACGUUACGAUGAUAAAGAAGAAGACGACGAGACGAUACGUCGUUGCAGGAGAAACUCCCGAAGCUGUGAAACUUUUACAUUUAUAAUUUAGUUAAUUAGUAUUAGUAGUAUUUAAAAAGGUCGGUAUCAUAUUUAAGCGGCUUUGAAUUGAUGAUAAAGCGAUACAGUAGUGUCUUAUCUUCAGUCAUGAUAUUUAUUCUACGUACCCUUUUUAAUCUGCAUUGAUAUAUGUUGUUUCAUUAGGUUUUUUUGAACGUCCAUACACUUAUAAACUUUACAAUUAAAUAAUGCCUGCUGGUAAGGUUGCACCUUAGGAAUGGAAUAGAUACAAGUUCCCUGCACGUUGCUAAUUAUAAUAAUCAGCCUUCUUAAACGAAAGUACUUGAUACAAUCGUAUGAUCGAAUUAGAACGAACGGAGCUCGGGCCAAAGUAGAUGAGAAAAGAACUUGGCUAGAACUGCUGAAAAGAGUUACUUACUUUUACUGCCAACGAAGCGGUGCCAGACGUAUUUGAAUUAUGCGUUCGCGUAGAUGGCAAAUAUGAUGAUAUAUACCCUUAUACAGGAUGAUAUGUAAGCAGUCGACAGGCGAAUUUGCAUAGAAAGAUGUAUGCAAGUAUAUAUAUAAACUAGUAUGGUAAGUGUUCCAUUAUGUGAACGUAUUUUAAUUAGUUUAGCUAAUAUAAAGAGACAUAUAUGACAAAUUAACACAUAUGCAAAGAACGUUUGGGCAGAGAAAUAAGCAAAAACUGAACGAAUACGGGUGAAUGAGUCUGUCUUACCGGUCGGUAACGCUAUGGAAGGGGAUAGUGCCUUUGAAUCAACCGUACUAAAAGUAAAACCGUAAAAAAAACAAAUUAAACAAACAACCACAGCAAUAGCCAUCUGUCUGGCUGUAUAGUUCCAUUACUAGGCCAUAGCUUUGAGGACUCGAGACAGGCGUUUCGAAGUAUAUAGCGACUGUUUUAGGCAAGAGAUACUCAGUCACCUUUCCUGACAGAUUGUUGAUCGUCCCAGGUAACCCUCGUGUGUGACGGUAUUCGGAGAUCUACAGAUUGCUAGUAAGACGAACGGCGAGAUAGAUGCCACACGAUGCUUGUUUCCGCAGCGUCUUUUCCCAAAAUCAGAGCCGUUUGUGGAUAAAAUCAAACGCCGUUAAUGGCGAUCAUAAUGAUGGUGAAACCUAACAAUUUACUAAAGGUAGCAGAUAGCUAGGAAGAAGCAGGCUGGCUAAUUAAAAUGAUUUUCUAAUGUUAGGUGAUAUGUGUGCGUUUGUGGGUGGGCGCGUGUGUGGGUGUGUCUGUAUGUUUUGAUUAGGUCAAGACAUAUAGGUCAUUAGGGAAAAAUGAAGCGAAGACCGGACUAAGGUGAAUGUUUAAAAUAGAUAUAUAGAGAGGAUUUAAUAAACUGACAAGGGCCGACAAUUCUGUUACAGGGGUAUAUAUAGGUAUCAAUAAUUGCAAAUAUACGUAUCGCCGGCCGUAUCGUCGCAAGACCAUAUCGAAACGACACACACACACACACACACCGUACAUAACCGUUAUUUACAAAUGUGCGUACAUAAAAUUCGAAGAAGGCGAAUUGCUCGAUGCAUUGUAAGUAAAGAAAUUCUCAUGUGAUGUUAUUAAAUCAAAUAAGCAAAAUAGUGCAAAUGGCGCUAUAAAAAGGCUGUGCUCCUUCUCCUUAGGAAGUACACCCCGCCCCGAUAAAUAGGCCAUUUACGGCACAGAUACAAACACAUAUGGUACAUGCGGGAAAAGAAGAAGAUCAAUAUGAAGUCGAACCAGAUCGAUAUAUGACGAGAAAUGAAGGAAUAACUGCUGUGUACAUUUGUAUUGUUAAUAAGCGACGGAUAGAAAAAAUAUAUAGAUUGCAAAAAAAUAUAUAACGAGGGAAAGAACCGUACCGAUUACUGGUUAUGUUAUAAAAAUGAUAUUAACAAUAACAAUAAAGUCAAACAUGCAC